Molecule: messenger RNA, 759 nt
Organism: Heterostelium album PN500
Lineage: Eukaryota; Evosea; Eumycetozoa; Acytosteliales; Acytosteliaceae
Exons: 4
Coding region: 1-759 (252 amino acids)
Source: RefSeq, a predicted model, not a curated record
AUGGAAUUACAACCUUUGAAUCAAUCGGGAACAUCCAUUUCAAACUCGACAUCAUCCGAUAAUCAAAAUCAAAAUCAUAACAAUGAUAUUAAUAAUAAUAAUAGUACAAUUAUUUUAGAUAAUAAUAAUAGUAAAAAUAAUAACUGUAGUAGUAGUAGUAUAACUAAUAGUUGUAUGAAUUCACCACCUGUUUCCUCUUCGCAUGUGUGUACGACUUCAACUUCAACUUCAUCUCUAUCUUCACCUUCACAACAAGCACAACAACCACAGCAGAAUGUCAGUACACUUAUAAUGCCAACUGGUAGCGAUACAAUACAAAGAACCAUUGAGAAAGAUAUAAUGCUAUCACUUGGUAAGCAUGUUGUUGUGACCUCCACAGUUAGCAAUCCAGCUCUAAAGUCAUUCUCUGAAAUCAUUGAGAAGAAAGAUUGCCAAAACUCAAGCAUUCACUAUUGGAUAGAGUUACAAUCAUUGAAUGAAGAUGAAAUAACAGAGAUAUGUGAAUUGCUUGGUGUUCAUAGCUUGACAAUCAGUGAUAUCAAUAAACGUGAAUAUGAUAUUUACGAUCCACCAGAAACCACUGAUCAGUACAUCACAGGUGAUGAGAAUGAUCAAAAACGUUCAGGAUCACGUCUAUCGAAUGCUCCAGAAACUGACACUCUCGCAGCGUCUGCUGGCCAACAUCAACAACAUCUACAUGGCGAGAAUGUCGCUCGAGGUAUCGCAGUCGUCCAACCUGGUGAACCGAAGCAUGCGUAA